This is a messenger RNA of Nerophis lumbriciformis (worm pipefish), 1687 nucleotides long. RefSeq names its product zDHHC palmitoyltransferase 3a (gene zdhhc3a). The record is from RefSeq and is a predicted model, not a curated record. NCBI's taxonomy places the organism in Eukaryota, Metazoa, Chordata, Actinopteri, Syngnathiformes, Syngnathidae. Gene Ontology annotation, molecular function: palmitoyltransferase activity.
UUAACGAUGCGAGUGUAGGAGCAGGAUUGUUCACGAUAGACCCAUGAGUCGCACGUAGGUGCGGAAGUAACAAGGACUAGCUUCUAAGCUACUAAGCUAGUACAAGCAGCGCCCUGACUUUUGUCCCUAAAGUCAUCAAAGGACGUGUUUCAACGCAAUGUGAUGGCACUCACACGUUGCCGGAGUCCAGUUGUUGUCCGCUCAAGUGCAGAUUGAUGACACGAAAUGGCUAAAAGCAUGGACUGAAGGCCGAAGGCGCAGUGUGAGCAGCAGCUGUAGCGUAGAUGAAGCAUGAAGAGUCCGGUCCGCAGAUGCAGGGAUGUGGAGCACGGCCGUGGUCAAGUUUGGGCCGGGUCCAGUUUCAUGCAAGCAGAGCAACGCAUCCCCGUCUCCAAAGACGCCAUCACGGCCUCGUCCGCCUCUGCCAUGUGGUUCAUCAGGGACGCCUGCGGCAUCGUUUGUGCCCUCAUAACGUGGCUGCUGGUCUUCUACGCAGAGUUUGUGGUGCUCUUUGUCAUGCUGCUUCCCUCCAACAACCUGACCUACAGCAUCAUCAACGGCUCUCUGUUCAACGCCCUGGCCUUCCUGGCCCUCGCCUCGCACGCCAGGGCCAUGUGCACCGACCCUGGAGCAGUACCCAAAGGCAAUGCAACAAUGGAAUACAUAGAAAGCCUUCAGUUGAAACCCGGACAAGUGGUCUACAAAUGUCCCAAGUGCUGCAGCAUCAAGCCCGACCGAGCACACCACUGCAGUGUUUGCAAACGCUGCAUACGCAAGAUGGACCACCACUGCCCCUGGGUCAACAACUGUGUUGGCGAGAGCAAUCAAAAGUACUUUGUGCUCUUCACUAUGUACAUUGCACUCAUCUCCCUCCAUGUUCUCGUCAUGGUGGUCUUUCAUUUUCUCUACUGCUUUGAAGAUGACUGGACAAAGUGCAGUUCCUUCUCUCCACCAGCAACUGUCAUCCUCCUCAUCCUCCUAUGUUUUGAGGGCCUCCUCUUCCUUAUCUUCACCUCUGUGAUGUUCGGCACCCAAGUCCACUCCAUCUGUACCGAUGAAACUGGAAUCGAACGCCUGAAGGGAGAGACGGGGAAGUGGGAGAAGGUUUCCUGCUGGGAGGCCAUGCGGGUGGCCUUUGGUGGGCCCUUCUCCCUGUCCUGGUGCAGCCCCUUCUCUCAGCUCAGCUGCAAGAGGGACCCCCCUGAGCUGCUCGCCCUUCCUCAGGGGGACAUCAUUGAGGAGGACGUCAUUGAGAUCCCACUCAGCUAGGAGGACGUCAUGGAGAUCCCACUCAGUUAUGAGGACGUCAUGGAGAUCCCACUCAGCUGAGGUGUGUGAAGGUGGGGUGUGGUGCUUCAGGAGGUCACAGGAUUGUCUGCGGUUCUAACACGACUUCUUCCGUCACAGUCGCGGCUGUAGACCAAACAAAAUACUUUUGCUCCUACUAGCAAACUACCACUUCCAUAUUCCUCAAACUCUUUUCCAAAGUCGUGAUCUUGAGAGUUCUUCCGCCUUCCAAGUUUUCCAAGCCUUUCAAACAUUCUAGCAUGAAAACAUUCAACACGUUCAUGCUAUCCAUUAUCCACGUUCACACUUUCUGCAAUUCAACAUUUUAUUGCCCAAAGAUUGUCAUUGAUCUGAAAUAUUUCCUAAAGAUGUCAUCAACUCAGGGGAGGUUCAAUGUCCC